GCAGAGAUGAUAUGUGGCCUACAAUUUCUGCACAACGAGGGGAUCAUCCAUCGAGACAUCAAACGCCUCAACAUCUUACUGGAUGACAAAGGCCACGUUAGGAUCUCAGACUUCGGCCUGGCUAAGCAAAACGUCUUUGAGGACAAUACCAUCACUAGCGGUGUCGGAACCCUGGGAUACAUGGCCCCGGAGAUUCUACAAGAAAAGCCAUAUAAUGCAGCAGUCGACUGGUGGUCAUUUGGCGUCACCAUCUUUGAAAUGGUCACUGGCGUCGCCCUAUUUGCCAACAAUGACAGUGAGGAACUCAUUGAUUCUAUCAUCAUGGAUAGGCCUGUAAUACCUCAAUGGCUGGAUGAAGAGCUAAAAGAUCUUCUGAAAAAGGUGGAUUAACAAGUUGCGUGCACUCACCCUCUAAGAUCCACGGGUACCAAUCCACCGUGCUACAACAUAGUGAGCGUCCCCGGAUCCAGACGAAUUAAUAUAGAUUCAGCAAUUGUACUAUGGAGCACACAGGUGGUUGUGGAAAAAUCAAGUCUUCUUUAUUGAAAAAAUGGUUUUAAAAUCAUCAGAUCAAUGUACAUGUGGAUAUGACAUCCCCCACACUUGACGCGUUUCGUGGCAUCUCGCCACUUCCUCAGAAGCAUAGGGAAACCCUCCCCCAACACCGUUAAUAAAACCACAAGACCCAACCCCUAAAAAACAUUAAACCAAUCAGGUCAUUAAUUAUAUAAUAAUGAUCGACAAUCUUGAUCAGAAAACACAGAUCUCUCUGUUUAUGCCACCUACUGGUCAGGUCAGGCUAAUCUGGGAAAUAGAACUUUGUCACAAUCUAUAUUAACAAUGUUGCAAAAAGCUUAUAAAAGACUUUUAGAAAUAUAACACUUAGAUAGCAACAUAUUAUGAGUAGUCAAAUGGUAUAAGGUAUCCUGUUCUGUCACAGACUAAUAUAAGUCAUAACGUGGGGAUGAAUAUAGGAAAACACCAAAAAACAGGAAACUAAAUAUUAAUCAAUAUUAUAUAUAUUAUUAACGUAAAAAAAUAAAGAUA
Messenger RNA from Xenopus laevis (African clawed frog), 1047 nucleotides. Its product is annotated as protein kinase C delta type. Lineage: Eukaryota; Metazoa; Chordata; Amphibia; Anura; Pipidae. The record is from RefSeq and is a predicted model, not a curated record. The coding region runs from base 7 to 390 and encodes 127 amino acids. The transcript is spliced from 3 exons.